AUGGCUGAAUGUAAAGAUUGUUUUAUUAAAUAUCUUGAUAAAGCCGAUACUGGAAUACUCGCUAAAAUAAAACAAUUGAAUUUAAUUUUGUAAAGAAUAGAUAAUUAAAUUUGGUAAGCUUUAGAAAAUAUUAAGUUACAUCCCUAGUUUUAUAGUUUGAGAUGGAUAAUGCUUAUUUUUGCUUAAGAAUUUGAAAUAUUUGAUGUAGUAAGGAUUUGGGAUAGUUUAUUAAGUCAUUGUAACUUUUAAGAUUUCUUAUAUUGUCUUUGUUUAGCAAUUCUUAUUUUGAGAAAAGAAGUUAUCCUUUAAUAAGAUUUUUCUGAUAUUAUGGAAAGUUUAUAAAGAAUACAAGAUUUGGAUGUAGUCGAAAUUAUUUCUAUUGCUGAUUAAUUAUAUAAAUAGUAUUUUGAAUGA
Messenger RNA from Ichthyophthirius multifiliis, 414 nucleotides. Its product is annotated as TBC domain protein. The transcript has a single exon. Gene Ontology annotation, molecular function: GTPase activator activity. The record is from RefSeq and is a predicted model, not a curated record. Gene Ontology annotation, biological process: activation of GTPase activity. Lineage: Eukaryota; Ciliophora; Oligohymenophorea; Hymenostomatida.